AUGUCCUCCUCUGCCGUUAAUGUCUUCUCCGGCGCCACCUUCCCCGAGUUCACGAUGAAACCUUCCCAAUUCAAGGUGUUGGAGGCUGACGAGAGCACCAAGGUGGUAACCCUGCGUAAUCCUUCAUUGAAGUCCACCAAACUUCGCAUCGUAGAUUUCGACUUUGAUGCUGGACACAUCGACAAAGUAGUUAAGUUCCUCAAAUCGUUUAUCAAGAAGGAGUAUGUGAAGGAAUCCUCCAAGACUACCCGCCGUCAUUGCCUGUAUGAUGCGUACUCCUUCAUGGAGAACUUCGAAGGCGAACUUGGUUUGGUUGUGCGCGGGGAUGCGUGUAGUACUUGUCGUGACAAAGGGUUGAACUGUUUGGUCGGUGUAGUGAGCCGAAUUCUCCCCGACGGUAAGGAUGAGUAUUUUGUGUGUACGAAAUGUGUACGAUGCCGCGCUACCCCCAAUUGUGCGUGUGACCUCCUUCUCGAUUCCGGUUUGGGUAAGAGGCGUGUAGGAAAGGUGAAGGAGGGGCCUCACGUUGAGAUGGUGGAGAAGUUGAAAGGUGUGAGGGCUAGUAUGAAAAUGUGGGAGAAGGCAGUGGUUUCGCCGAUUGUGUUGAAGAAAGCGUUGGAGGAAUUGGGUGAAGUACAGCAGUAUUUGGACAAUUUUGGAAUCAUCAAAAGCAAGGCUGGUUCCCCCUCCAAGAAACGUAAGUCGAUGGCUGACUAUGGCCUGGGGGAUGAGGAUGAUGCCGGUGGAUCUGGGCAAGGUAACAAUGGCGGUGACGAGUAG
Molecule: messenger RNA, 780 nt
Organism: Tremella mesenterica DSM 1558
Lineage: Eukaryota; Fungi; Basidiomycota; Tremellomycetes; Tremellales; Tremellaceae
Exons: 5
Coding region: 1-780 (259 amino acids)
Source: RefSeq, a predicted model, not a curated record